Rosa rugosa (rugosa rose) is the source of this 3356-nucleotide messenger RNA. RefSeq lists its product as uncharacterized. NCBI's taxonomy places the organism in Eukaryota, Viridiplantae, Streptophyta, Magnoliopsida, Rosales, Rosaceae. Gene Ontology annotation, biological process: DNA transposition. The transcript is spliced from 6 exons. The record is from RefSeq and is a predicted model, not a curated record. Gene Ontology annotation, molecular function: transposase activity; DNA binding. Bases 1 to 1956 code for a protein of 651 amino acids.
AUGGUGCUUAAGGUGGUCUUCCGGCGUCAGACGUUGCAAAGGCUUCGGGGUUUGGGUGAGUGGCUUGUUCUGAAUCAAUCGGUGAUGGUGAUGAGUGGAGAAAGUGAUCGAAAGCAGCCUUUCUGGCUAGGCAUGGCGGCGGAGACCAUGGUGGUUGCAUGCGGUGGUUGGAGGCGGUGCAUGCCGGUGAUUCUUGCUGGGUUUAGAUCGGAAUUUGGUGCUGGUUCGAUUGCUGGUGACGGUCUACCAGAUUAUUUUACUGUUAAGCUCUAUCAUGGGGGUUAUUUUAGUGGGAAUCAGUAUAUAGGUGGGAAGAUAAACUAUUAUGAAUUUGUGGACAAGGAUCGGAUGUCACUUGUCGAAGUUGAUGCAAUGGUUAGGGGGUUGAACCAAGACUAUGUUGGCAAGAGGAUAGAUUACUGGUAUAGGAUUGGAACUGAGGAUGAUGCUUUGACAAAGCUUUCGACAGAUUUGGAUGCAGUUACUAUGUGCUGUUGUGUUCCACAAAUUAGGCUAGUGAUUUUAUACUUGGAUCAUUGGUAUUUGAAGCCGGAUUAUAUAGAGAUAGAUGAUGACCUCAUGGAUGAAGAGGAUGAGUAUCAUGAUUUUGCUUUUAGUCAGGUAGGAUCCAGUGGAGUUGUUAUUGAGGAGUUACCAGAUUCACCAAGGAGGAAGCCAAGUGUGGUUAUAAAGCAGCUUCCUGAUUCACCAAGGAGGGAUACUCCGAGUAGGCCACCAAAGAAGUCUUGUACUCCUGUCAUACCUGAGUUAGAGUGGCAUGAUGUAGUGCCACCAAAGAAACCUUCAAGAAUUGUCAUUAGGGAGCUGGAAUGGACCAGUGUUGUGCAUACUCAAGCUAGUGCAGCUCAAGUGAAUGCACCUAAAGACAAAGGCAAGCAAAAAAUUGUGGAGGAAGAACUUGAUGUAACUGUCUUUGAUGGCUUAGACAGUCGUGUGGAUGUUGCUGUGUCCAGCUACGAACCAAGAAGCUCAAGAUCAACAGUACCUACUGAUGUAGAGCAAGAAGCAGAUGUUGUAACUGAUGAUGAUGACUUAUUGUAUGAGAACAGUUCAGAGGAUAAGGACUAUGUUCCCAGGUUUGACAAUGAAGAUUAUGAUGAAUAUGGUUUGGAUGAUGAUUGGUUAGGUGACAUGGAUGUUGAGUUUAAUGAAGUUGGUCAGUGGAUAGGAGGAGUUGGUCAAGGGUCCUCUUCUGCAGGUGUUGAGAAUGAGGCAGAUGUAGAUGAUUUUGAUAAUGAGACAAUGCAUGGAGCUAUUGAGUCUGAUGAGGAGUGUAUUGGGAAUGAGGUAGGGUCUGAUGGGGAAGAAGAUGGAGAUGGGUUCCCUGAGUUCAACCCUAAAACUGAUAUGCAUAACCCUCAAUUCUGUCUAGAGGUUAUUGCACAAGCAAUGUCAGCUGGAGUGAAGGCAAGAGUGUCAAACCAACAGGCUUACAGAACAAAAAAGGCAGCCUUGGCCCGUUUAGAAGCUGAUAUCAAGGAACAAUAUGCAAGAAUAAAGGACUAUGGGGAUGAGCUCAGAAGAGCAGAUCCAAAUACCACCAUUGACAUCAAGUGUGACUUCAGUGAAGGCCAGCUACCUAUAUUCAAGCGGAUGUAUAUUUGUUUAGGAGCACUUAAGAUGGGAUUUAGAGCUGGAUGCAAGUCAAUACUUGGCCUAGAUGGGUGCCACUUGAAAAGCUGCUAUGGAGGUCAGCUACUUACAGCUAUGGGGUUAGAUGCAAAUAACACUACCUGGGUGUUGGCCUUUGCCAUGGUAGAGUUGGAGAAUACUGACAGCUGGACUUGGUUUUUGGACCUGUUAGCUAAGGAUCUGAACAUAAGGGAUGAAGGAGCUGGAUGGACCUUCAUUAGUGAUAAUCAUGAGGGGUUGUUACCUGCUUUUGCUGAAGUGAUGCCACUUGCAGACCUGAGAUUUUGUGUUAGACAUUUGUAGACAAACUUCAACAAAUUAUUUCCUGGAAAGGUGAUGAAGGAUCAGCUAUGGGCUUGUGCAAAGGCAACCACAAAGAACUUUUUUAUCAAGGAAAUGGUCCUGAUGAACCAACUGGAUCCUUUAGCAUGGGAAUGGCUAAUGCAUCCUGAUAGGCCUGCCAAGCACUGGUCUAGGGCACAUUUUGGAACACAUCUGAAGUGUGACAUCCUCUUGAAUAAUUUGUCCGAGAGCUUCAGUGUAUUCAUUGUACCAGCUAGAAAGAAGCCAAUUGUGAGCUGUUUUGAAGAAAUAAGGGUUAAGCUGAUGAGGAGAAUCCAAGUUAGGAAGGAUAAGAUGCUGAAACAUGAAGAUACAAUCUGCCCCAAACCUAGGGAGAUAUUGGAGAAAAACAAGGUCAAGGCUGCAACUGAUUGCAUACCUAGUGGAUCAGGUGGGCCACAAAUUGAAGUUGCAAGCAUAGGAGGCAGCAAGUAUGUGGUGAACCUUGAAGCCCACACUUGUGCAUGCAGAAGAUGGGAUUUAACUGGCAUCACAUGUAAACAUGUUGUUUCAGCAAUACAUUACAUGAGACAUGCCCCUGAAGAGUGUGGAUCAGUGCUACUUGAAGAAUACAUACAUGGCCAUUUAUGCCAACACAAUCAAACUUGUAAAUGGUAUGGAUUUGUGGUCUAAGAGUGCAGAACCCCCAAUCCUUCCCCCACAAUACACAAGGCAACCAGGGAGACCAAGGAUAAAGAGGAUGAAGGAUGCAGCUGAGAAGGAGGCAGCCAAUGGUGGAAUCAAGCUUGGCAGAGUUCAAAGGUCUCUUAAGUGCAGCAACUGUCAACAACUUGGUCACAAUGUAAAGACCUGUCAUAGACACUUGCCACCCAAGGAUAAGACCUCAACAAGAAGUAGCAAGAAGAGAAAGUUGGAUGCAUCCAAAACUGAAACUCAGACCAACACUAAGAGCAAGGGACCAGUGAGUAAAAAUGAGUUGAGGAAGAAGGUACAACUAAAGGCAGAAAGGCUGAAGAAAAAGAGAUGAAAAGAAGGCACAGCAGGCAGCAGCAACAAGAGGAUCAAAGGGUAGACCUGCAACAGCUUCGACAACUUCUGCUCCAGCAAUGUCAAGAGCUACAGCUUCUGCUCCAACAAGGUCAAACCCUCCCCCUAAGCCUUCAUCAUCUAAGCAAGCAGCACCUACUAGGUCAUCUACCAGAAUCAAACAAAAGGAUGGAAAAAAUUAGGGUUUUAGUAUUGUGUGUUGUCUUGUUAGCAUGCCCUGAACUUUAUCAUAUUAGGUUUGUUUAUGUUGCUGUCUUUUGCGGAACCUUAAGCAAUGUCUCUUGGUUGCUAGCUCUAAUUUUUUGGCAAGAUGAUUAGAGCUAAAACCCAAAGCAACUUUUUUUUUUUUUUGG